Messenger RNA from Hydra vulgaris (swiftwater hydra), 1689 nucleotides. RefSeq lists its product as uncharacterized. The record is from RefSeq and is a predicted model, not a curated record. NCBI's taxonomy places the organism in Eukaryota, Metazoa, Cnidaria, Hydrozoa, Anthoathecata, Hydridae.
AAAUCGUUAUUUAAUCUGAUUUUAUAAUGGCAUAAAAAACUAUACUUAGACUGUUAUUAAAAUAGACUAUUAGUCUAUAAUAAUUCGCAUAAAUAUCACAAAAAUUUGAAAAAAGGUUUAGUUAUGAAAGUUAUUAAGAUUGGUAUUAUUUAAUUGAAUUGAAGCAGUUUGUAUUACAGAAAAAAGUGGUUUUACAAGAUUUGAAAUAGUUUGUAUCAAACCAAGAAGUAGUUAAAAGAUUGCAAAAGAGUAAAAUGUCAUAUCACCGGGCUGUUUGGUUGGAAGAAAAUCGUGAGGAAGAAGGAGUCUUGCCAUCCGCAUGGGUGCGGGGAAAAGUAGUUAUGUGGCCCCCAUCCAAAAUGAAUGCGUUUAAAUUAAUGAAAGAAGGAGUAGAACCUAAUGAAAAUUGGCGACUUUUUAAACUAAUAAAAAUAAAAAUUACUUCAGAUUGCUACGAGGAUUGUAAUAAUUAUGAUUUAACUACAGAAACUGAAGAAGAUAAUCAGCAAGUUUCAAAAAAGCGCAAGCGUACUGCUUGUACAACUUUUUUUGAAGGCGAGGAAGAAGUUGAUGUUGAUAUUAAUACAGAAAUAAAACUAUCUACAUUUCCACAGCCACCUGCUAAAUUAGGCAAAAUGUUACCAUCAAAUAUUUCACUAUAUAAAAAGGUUGUGGAUGUGGUACCACAAGGAUAUAAAAGUGAUCAUGCAACUAAACUAUCACCAAUUCCACAGUCACCUGGUCUUUCAAGCUGUUAUUCUAAGAUACCUUCAUUCAAAUCAAGCAUGGUGAAUAUACCAAAAGAAAAUAAAAUGGAUCAAUCAACUAACCAAUCAGCACUUUCUCCUUUUCUGUUACCCCGAAAAUUUGAUUCUAAAAUACCAAUAUUCAGACAGAGAGCUGCCACAUCAAAAGACAAUGUAAUAGAUCGAUCAAUGAAACUAUCAGCAUUAAAUAGAAAGUUUCAAGCAAACAUGAUACUGAGUGAGCCAACUGCUCCUCAAGAAAAUGAAAUCGAUAAUGGGAAGUUUCAGAGAAAAGUUCUUUAUCAGUUAUCAAAUAUGGCUAACGAAAUUAAAGAUUUACGAAUAGCAGUGGAAAUGAUGGCCGUACCAAGUUUAGAGACUGUUGCUGAGGUCCAUCUAGAAGUUAUAGCUGGAGCUAUUGGGACCUUGAAUGGAUACAGAAAAUUAGAGGAGCAAUGUGGAGUUCUUGCUAAUCGAACAAUUUUACUUCGCCUUCUUCAACGAAUCGGAGGGUCAUCCAUUAAAGAUACUUCUAAGAAUCUAUUGAAAAGACUUUUUACAAAUUUUGUUAUGUCUCAUUUGAGUAUGGAUGGUAAAGGUUCUCUUAAAAAGCUUCCGUUUAGAGACUCUGCUCUGUGUCAACUUGUUGUUGAGUGUGUAUUGAAACGAUAUUCUACGUCUUCUUUGUCCGAAAUACAUUCGUGCAUUGGUUCUCAUCUUAGAAUGGCUCCGUUUCGUUUAGGUGGCACUGGGAAAGGUGGCGCCCAUUUUUCCAAUUCUCAAGAUGGAGAGGCUGGCUUGAACGAUUCAAGCAAAGAUGAUGCUUAUUGUCAUGGAAGCGAUCAUGAUAAUGAUAAAUACGAUAAUUCAUAUUAUAAUAAUUAAAAUUAGUGUAAAUAUGUUUAAGACUUGCAUUUAUGAAAAAAAAUAUCUGUAUGUUUGA